Oikopleura dioica is the source of this 918-nucleotide messenger RNA. NCBI's taxonomy places the organism in Eukaryota, Metazoa, Chordata, Appendicularia, Copelata, Oikopleuridae. The record is from the annotation of a GenBank genome assembly.
AUGGCGGACAGUCAGCUUGCCCUCUUUUCGGCUCUUAUCUCGCUGCUCAGAAGACUUGGUAAACUUGAUGAUAACAUCGUUCUGGCCUACACCCUCGAGCGUGGCAAAAAAUUGUCAAUGCUCUCGCUAUUCUACGUCUCAAAUGUCAUUCUAGCCUUGUUUGCCUUGUCUGGAAUGAAUAUUCCGAUGUAUAAUGCAAUGAGAAGGUGCGUGCCUAUUGCUUCUCUUCUCCUCGGACCUUGCAUUUACCCGCAGCGAACUACUUCCUCAAUUAUCAUGGCGAUCAUUUUGAUCACGGCUGGUACGAUUACUGCUGCUCAGGGAGACUUGGAUUUUGACUUCAAGAGCUACACUUUCGGAUCGCUCUCUGUUCUUACCCAGGCUCUCUAUCUCCUGACUCUUCAACGAAUGGGUUCCGACAACAAGCUCGGCUCGUACAAAACUUCUUCUGCCAAAACUCUCACAAUCCUGUACGUGAACUCUGUCAACUGCCUCCCAAUCGUUUUCGCAGUCGUUUUCUUGUCGGGAGAGUACAACUCGAUGAAGAGCUAUCCUCACUGGAGCGAGCCUGGAUUCCUCUUUGCUCUCGGCGUUGUUACUUCUUUCGCCUGUGUUUUCAGCUACUCGAUCUUCCUCUGCACAACGGUCAACUCUGCGUUAACCACUGCAUGCGUUGGCGUCAUUAAAUCUGCCUUGACGACGAUUAUCGGCAUGUACACAUUCGGUGGCGUUGCAGCGACUCCCUUGUUGAUCAUCGGACAGCUUAUUAAUCUCUCUGGAGGGUCUCUCUACACUUACGAAAAAUACAGACUACAAAAGCCCGCGUCGCCCAAGCCGACAAAGAAAAACUCCUCGAUUCGUCCGAGAAAGCCUAAAUUCACCAAAACUGCCCGCAACUCUUCAAAAACAACAUUUUAG